Molecule: messenger RNA, 1038 nt
Organism: Durusdinium trenchii
Lineage: Eukaryota; Dinophyceae; Suessiales; Symbiodiniaceae
Source: the annotation of a GenBank genome assembly
AUGGCAGAGGAAGGUCCCAUUCUGGAAGAGCUGAAGGCGCAGGCUCAGUCCUUGGCCUCCAUUCGCCGGACGAGUCAGAGCGCUCCGCUCAUCGACGUGAGCGACACGACGAUGAGCGAGCUUGAUGAGCUUUUGGCCGAUCUGACGCUGGAGCAGCGCGCCAAGCUGCGGCAAGCACUGCAGCUGCUGGAGGCGGACAAAGCGAACGAAAUUCCGCAAGAGCAGCUUGACCUGGCGGAGAGCGCUGUCCAAUGCCAUCGCAGCGAGUUUGUCAUCGAGGAUGUGGUUCGGCAGACCUUUGUGAACGGCGACAAGCUCUUCAGGGCAACACCUUUUGCAGAGGAAGUGCGGCAACAGAUUCCCGAAGUGGACUUUUUGGAGUUGGCCGAACCACGCUCUGCGGUGACGACACUUCCCAGCGUGGUGAAGUGGACUGAAAGCAACUUCCCGGGAUACGUGAAGAUCUUGGGUUCCGUGGUGGAUGACCGUGAGAAACCCUUGAAGGAACGCAAGGUCAUUGGACUGAUCUACGAGGUGGCAGCUGACACGCUGCAAGCUUUGAUUGAAAAAUCCGGAGACCUUCGCAAUGAUCAUCGAAUGUAUUUGGCACUGACCAGCUUCCAAGCAUGGCAUCACAGCUUGUACUAUGGCCCUUGUCUUUCUGUCUUCACUCUUGAAAAUGUGGUUGUGAAGGGCAAUGAGUCGCCAGGGGCGACUCAUCCGUUUUCAGCUCAACUUCGCUUGCAGUUCCCCACUGCUUUGUAUGAAGAAGCCAUGGGCACAGAGACCUUGGACACCAAUGUCCUGCAGUUGGCGGAUGUUUUGUGGUUUGUUUGCCACGGGGAUGCCCAAAAGCUGAAGGAGAUGCCCAGGCAGGAAAAACCCAUUGAUGGUGAGCAGAUGUGGAAGUUCUCCUGCCAGAAAUUCUUGAAGUCACUGUAUGAGCAGCAAAGCAAAAUUGUAACAAAGUCAGAGCAUUUGGUGGUGAAAAUGCAAAGGGAACUUGCAGAAGUCCAGCAGCACUUCUCGGAACUGUGA